Eucalyptus grandis is the source of this 3644-nucleotide messenger RNA. Its product is annotated as receptor-like protein kinase HSL1. Bases 31 to 3048 code for a protein of 1005 amino acids. Gene Ontology annotation, biological process: protein phosphorylation. The record is from RefSeq and is a predicted model, not a curated record. The transcript has 2 exons. Gene Ontology annotation, molecular function: ATP binding; protein kinase activity; protein binding. NCBI's taxonomy places the organism in Eukaryota, Viridiplantae, Streptophyta, Magnoliopsida, Myrtales, Myrtaceae.
UUCCGCAGAGCAGAGCAGAGCAAGAGCACGAUGCGGCCGCCCUCUCUCCUCCUCCUCCUCCUCCUCCCUCUGUUCCUCCUCUCGCUGCCCCUGGCCGCCCCCCUCAGCCAGGACGGCCUCUACCUCCUCCAGGCCAAGCGCGGCCUCUCCGACCCCGCCGGCGCCCUCUCCUCCUGGAACCCCCGCGACCCCGACCCCUGCAACUGGACCGGCGUCCACUGCGGCCGCCCGGACCGCCGCGUCACCUCCCUCGACCUCUCCUACUCCCAGCUCGGCGGCCCCUUCCCGCUCUUCCUCUGCCGCCUCCCCUUCCUCUCCUCCCUCAACCUCCGCUGCAACAACCUCAACUCCACCCUCCCCUCCGCCGUCUCCGCCUGCCGCGCCCUCACCCGCCUCGACCUCCCCGAUAACCUCCUCGAGGGCCCCAUCCCCGGCUCGCUCGCCGCCAUCCCGGGCCUCGCGCGGCUGAACCUCUCGUUCAACAGCUUCUCCGGCGGGCUGCCGCCGCGGUUCGGUGAGUUCGCCCGCCUCGAGUCGCUCUCGCUCGUGAGCAAUCUCCUCAACGGGACGAUGCCCUCCUUUCUGGGAAACGUCACGAGCCUCAAGAGGCUCGAGCUCGCUUACAACCCGUGGACGCCGAGCGAUCUCCCGAGUGAAUUCAGUAACCUGACGAACCUCGAGUACCUCUGGCUCAGCGACUGCAAAUUGACGGGCCCGAUUCCGGAAUCUCUCGGGAGGCUACCUCGGCUCUGGAACCUGGACCUGUCAGUGAACCAGCUCACCGGGCCGAUCCCGAGCUCGCUUGCCUGGUUGAAGAGCGCCAUCCAAAUCGAGCUCUUCAACAACUCCUUGUCCGGCGAGUUGAGCCUCGCGUUCUCGAACAUGACGAACUUGCGGCUCAUGGACGUGUCGACGAACCAGUUGACAGGGGCGAUUCCGGACGACCUGUGCAGCUUGCCGCUCCAGUCGCUCAAUCUGUUUGAGAACCAUUUCGAAGGGACUUUACCGGAGAGCAUUGCAUUGUCGGAGAAUCUACAGGAGCUCAUGCUGUUCAACAACAAGCUCAACGGGUCGCUGCCCAGCGAUCUCGGCAAGAACUCGCGGCUACAGAGCCUGGACGUGUCGUAUAACCAGUUUUCGGGACCAAUACCUGAGAACUUGUGUGCGCAUGGUGAAUUAGAGGAACUUGUGUUGAUCUAUAACAACUUUUCCGGAACAAUCCCGCCCAGUUUGGGAAAAUGCGAGAGCUUAUACAGGAUCAGGUUGAAGCAUAAUCAGCUCUCUGGAACAGUUCCGGAAGGAUUAUGGGGAUCACCUCGCGCGUAUUUGCUCGAGUUGGCAGAAAAUUCACUUGUUGGGAAUGUUCCGGAUGCGCUUUCCGGCGCACAUAAUCUCUCUGUCUUGGAUAUUUCUAGGAAUCUGUUUUCCGGGCCGGUGCCGGAUGUGUUCGUGUCGCUGACUAAAUUGGUAGAGUUCCAUGGUAGUCACAACAAUUUCAGUGGUCAAAUCCCCAGAAGUUUGGUGCAAUUGAGCCGGUUGAGUACGCUCGAUCUUAGCGACAAUGCACUUUCCGGUGAGAUUCCUGAGGGAAUCAAGGGGUGGAGGAUGCUGAAUGAGCUUGACCUGGAUAACAAUAAGCUGUCCGGUGAAAUUCCGGCUGAAAUCGGCAGUCUGACGGUGCUUAAUUAUCUCGACCUAUCCGGGAAUUACUUUUCGGGGAAAAUUCCUGAUGAGCUGCAGAAUUUGAAGCUCAAUUUGCUCAACUUAUCAAACAAUCAGCUCUUCGGUGACAUUCCAUCAAUGUAUGACAAGCAAGUUUACAAAGAUAGUUUCGUCGGUAACCCGGGAUUGUGCGGAGAUCUGCUGGGUCUCUGUCCUACAAGGAGCGAUGGGAGGAAGUCGAAGUCCUUGUGGAUGCUCAGUGUGAUUUUUGUGCUCGCCGUCCUUGUUCUUGUCGUGGGGAUUUCUUGGUUCUAUUAUAAGUACAAGAACAUCAAGAAGGCUAGGAAAGGCGCCGCCAUGUCCAAGUGGAGAUCGUUUCACAAGCUCGGCUUUAGUGAGCUCGAGAUCGCCGAUUGCCUCAAAGAAGAUAAUGUCAUCGGCAGCGGAGGUUCUGGAAAAGUUUAUAAGGUCAAGCUGAGCAACGGCGAAGUAGUCGCCGUGAAGAAGUUAAGAGGAGUGACGAAAAAAGAGGCUUCGACCUUCGAGCCCGAGAAAGACGGGUAUCAAGUCGAGGUCGAGACUCUAGGGAAGAUCCGGCACAAGAACAUAGUGAGGUUAUGGUGUUGCUGCAACACAGGAGACUGCAAGCUUUUGGUCUAUGAGUACAUGCCGAAUGGAAGUUUAGGGGAUAUGCUGCAUGAAAGUAAAGGGAGCUUGCUGGAUUGGAGGACGAGGUACAAGAUCGCGCUUGAUGCAGCAGAGGGGCUUUCGUACUUGCACCACGAUUGUGUCCCCGCGAUCGUUCACAGGGAUGUGAAGUCGAACAACAUAUUGCUGGAUGGAGAAUUUGGAGCUAAAGUUGCCGAUUUCGGAGUUGCAAAGAUUGUCAAAGUUGGCAAUGGAGAAGAACAGAUGUCUGUCAUAGCGGGAUCCUAUGGCUAUAUCGCACCAGAAUACGCCUAUACUCUUCGAGUGAACGAGAAGAGCGACAUAUACAGCUUCGGGGUAGUCAUCCUGGAGUUGGUGACAGGAAGGCUCCCAAUAGAUCCUGCUUUCGGGGAGAAAAACCUGGUGACAUGGGUCAGCGCCACCUUAAACCAGAAAGGGAUCGACGACGUGAUUGACCCCAAACUCGAUGCCAGUCACAAGGAAGAAAUAACCAAGGUCCUCGAGGUCGGCCUCCUCUGCACCCAUUCACUCCCCAUAAGCCGGCCCUCAAUGCGAAAGGUGGUGAAGCUGCUGCAGGAAGCUGGCUCCGGCGGCACGGCCAGGAUCGUCAAGAGGGACGGCAAGCUGUCGCCUUACUACUACGAAGACGCCCCCAAUAAGGCAAAUUACUCGUCGGAGAACCCAGUGCAGUACAUGAAAGAGCAGGGGAGCAAGUAGAAGGGGGGAAAACAAGAACCCCAUGGCUUCGCCCCUGUGGAGGCACGAGAAAUUGGGGAGGAAACCAUCGGCGCAAAUGCCUCGUAACUCUAGGAAUCUGUGGGCUAGGCUUGUUCAGGUGUUCCCAGAGCUAGUCCUUAGUUAGGUGACGGGAACAUGCGAACAAAGGCCAUGUCAACUCUUAACACAUGGGAAAAGAUCCCAUCCCAAGACAAAAAAAAAAAAUCAACUACAGCGGCAGCAGCAGUACCGAUUGGCUGGUCCCAGUUUGAAUUUUUUGCCCCUUCCGAUCGGGUGCUCUUGCGGAAACGACCGGCGUGUGAAGUCACUGGUGAUGGAUGACCAGCCUAUCGUCCCAUUCGGUCUAAAGGACAGCUUUCAUUAAUUAUUGGUGUUUAGCUUGUUUAGCUUUUAGUGCAUGUGGCGUAGGUGCAGUGGUGGUGGGGGGGACGCUUUGACUUCCAUGCCGUCCUGCAUUGAAGUGCCCAUGGGGUAGUUGUAGCUUCGUUUUUGUACUUUUGCUUCUGCAUCUUCUUCGCACGUCCUUUCCAUUAAGAAAUUGCAGAGGAAAUUGACGGGAGUUUGCAUAUUGCAUA